Messenger RNA from Adineta steineri, 588 nucleotides. The record is from the annotation of a GenBank genome assembly. Lineage: Eukaryota; Metazoa; Rotifera; Eurotatoria; Adinetida; Adinetidae.
AUGUCUGCUAAAAUUGGUAAACCAGCGCCUGAUUUUGUAGCAACAGCAGUUGUAGAUUAUGAUUUCAAAGAUGUUUCAUUAAAAGAUUAUUUAGGCAAAUAUGUUGUACUCUUUUUUUAUCCACUUGAUUUUACAUUUGUUUGUCCUACAGAAAUUAUUGCAUUCAGUGAUCGUGCUCAAGAAUUUCUCGAUAUUGAAUGUGCAGUUUUAGCUUGUUCAACUGAUUCACAUUUUAGUCAUUUUGCUUGGAUUACAAAAGAACGUAAAAUGGGUGGUUUAGGUAAAAUGAAUAUUCCAUUAUUAUCAGAUAAAACUAUGGAAAUUUCUGCUAAAUACGGUGUAUUAAAAGAAGAUGAAGGCAUUGCAUUUCGUGGUCUAUUUAUUAUUGAUACGCACGGUACACUUCGUCAAAUGACUAUUAAUGAUUUACCAGUUGGUCGUUCAGUUGAUGAAACACUUCGAUUAGUUCAAGCUUUUCAAUUUACUGAUAAACAUGGUGAAGUAUGUCCAGCAAAUUGGAAACCUGGCAAGAAGACAAUUAAUCCUAAUGAUAAGAAUACGCAAGAUAACACUCAAGCAUCUCAUUGA